AUGCUACAUCAGUCCCAUAAAUCCUCUCAUCACAGCACUGGCUCUGGACAUAAGAAUUUCAGCUCAUCCUCAGCUUGUUUACCAUCUCUGAGCAAACACAGUGUUAGUUCCUUUACUUCAAAGAAAGUAUCCAUUGGGCACAAAAUGCUCCCAAGCUUUGGUAGCAGAAGCGUCUAUAGCCUUGGAUCAGGUGGACAUAAGAUCUCAGUUGCCAGCUCUUAUACUUCUAAGGCUGGACAUGGGCAUGGAGGAUCUGGUAUUGGACAUAGUUUUGGUGGUGGUAGCUUUGGAUAUGGAGGACCACAUUGCUCUACUGGUAUCACACCUGUUACAGUGAACCAAAGCCUCUUGGCACCACUCAACCUGGAGCUUGACCCAAACAUCCAGAGAGUGAGGACAGAUGAGAAGGACCAAAUCAAGGGUCUCAACAACAAGUUUGCCUCCUUCAUUGACAAGGUCAGAUUUUUGGAGCAGCAGAAUAAAAUGCUUGAGACAAAAUGGAGUCUUUUACAAGACCAGAAAACAGCUAGAUGUCAAAUAGAACCCCUAUUUGAGGCCUAUAUCAACAACCUCCGAAGACAGCUGGAGAACUUAGGAAGUGAGAGAGUUCACCUGGAGUCAGAAAGAAGAAAUAUGGAAGAAGCAGUAGAAGAAUUCAAGAGGAAAUAUGAAGAAGAAAUUAACAGGAGGACAGCUGCAGAGAAUGAAUUUGUUGGACUUAAGAGGGAUGUCGAUGCUGCCUUUAUGAAGAAAGCAGAACUGGAAGCUAAAGUGGACUCUUUAACUGAUGAGAUCAACUUCCUGCGGGCUCUAUAUGAUGCGGAAAUUGCUCAGCUCCAGGCUCAAAUCUCAGAUAUUUCAGUCGUUGUUUCCAUGGAUAACAGCAGAGAACUGGACCUGGACGGUAUUAUUGCUGAAGUUAAAGCACAGUAUGAGGAUAUCGCUAACAGGAGCAGAGCUGAGGCUGAGGCCACAUAUCAGUCAAGGUACGAAGAGCUAUGCAUGACUGCAGGAAGACACGGUGAUGAUUUGCGCAACACUAAACAUGAGAUUGCUGAGCUCAACAGAAUGAUUCAGAGACUCAAAGGAGAAAUAGAGGGAGUAAAAGCACAGCGUGCUAAACUAGAAUCUGCUAUACGGGAGGCUGAGGAACGUGGAGAAAUGGCUGUUAAGGAUGCCAAGAAUAAACUGACAGAAUUGGAGGAUGCCCUGCAAAAAGCGAAGCAGGACAUGGCGCGCCAGCUGCGUGAAUACCAGGAGCUGAUGAACGUGAAGUUGGCCCUUGAUAUUGAGAUCGCCACCUACAGGAAACUGCUUGAGGGAGAGGAGAGCAGAUUGGCUAAUGAUGGACAUAACUCAGUGAGCAUUUCUGUGAUUAACUCAUCACAUGGAGGAAGUGGGCAUCACCACAAGGCUGGAUAUGGUUCAAGCAGUCAUUCCAAGGGAAAACAUGGCUGCUAAACCGUCUGAUGGACAUUAUGCUGGCUGCAUCCUAAGUCUUCAUCAUACAGAAUGUUAUUCAAAACCAUAUGCUAUAAUUAUUUACUAAAGUUCCAAUGCAAAUACUUCAUACAAAUAAAACAAAUAAACAGGAACUGAAUACGUUAAUAUAAAUUAUGAAAGGUCAAAAAAUAAAUCAUGAACUGCCUUAUA
Bombina bombina (fire-bellied toad) is the source of this 1653-nucleotide messenger RNA. RefSeq names its product keratin, type II cytoskeletal cochleal-like. The record is from RefSeq and is a predicted model, not a curated record. NCBI's taxonomy places the organism in Eukaryota, Metazoa, Chordata, Amphibia, Anura, Bombinatoridae. The transcript has 9 exons. Bases 1 to 1461 code for a protein of 486 amino acids. Gene Ontology annotation, biological process: intermediate filament organization; keratinization. Gene Ontology annotation, molecular function: structural constituent of skin epidermis. Gene Ontology annotation, cellular component: keratin filament.